AUGGAGCCAAGCCAAAAUAAAAACACGUUCGACUACUCUGAGAUUGGAGAAGAAACAAAUGACGAUCCUGAAAUUUCCGACGAGAAGGAAGAUAAACUCAAUGCCUACAUGAAAAAGCACGAGGAGGAAAGAUUACAUGACAUUCUACCCCGUGAAAUGAAAAUCGUAAUCGAAAAGCAGGAAAAGGAGGAAGAUCAGAGAGUUAAAUCAGUUCAAGCUGAACACUCUCUGACUUCUUAUUCUGAAAUAAAACCAAUUGUUCUGAAAAGAAACAAUGGGAUAACUGAAAGUGGUGAUAAUUCCCCAGAAUCGCACAGUGUGUCUCAAACCUACACUGAUAACUCUGGAAAAGCCGUUGAUUUACCAAGUAAUGGAAUGCCAAGCAAUCCAAAAACUCCAAAACCAAUGGUCCCGCCAUUUCAUCCCAAGGGGCACAUUGUAGUACGUGAAACCAAGGCUUCAAGAUUAAGGAAGUAUAGAUUACAGAUGGAAAAUGAUCUAGAUGAUGUACAGAACGUGUUACCGGCAGUCAAAGCACGGGACAAACACCCUGUAAAAGAUUCCUUGGCAAAAAGUCACAGAAGAACUCUGUCAACUUCUACAGCUAAAGGACGACCACGGCCAGGAUUUCAUCCGCCCCUCAAAUUUCACACCCCAGGGGACUAUCCCAAUGGUGACCUUAUUCCACCACCAGAUUUCGCCGUCCGGGAGACUAAAGCUUCGAAGCUUCGGCGGCUAAAGAAAUUAGAAGACGAAAAGCGAGAGCAGGAGACUUUAAAAGAUAUGACAUUUGAUAUACAGGUUAAACCAUUGCAAAGACAACGAUCUCCACCACCAACGUUCAAACCAGCUCCCCCCAAACCAUACAAAAAGCCUGAGCCAGUGUUCAUUAAAGAAACGAGAGCGUCCAAAUUGCGGAAACAACGGGAGAUAGAGGAGGUAAAUAAUAAAGGCACAUUGAAGAGAGACAGAACACUUUACGGGACACAGCAAACAAAUGCCAAAGAGAUACCUUCUAAAUCAAUCACAGUUCAGGACAAAGAACGGAAAAAUCGUGAAGUGAAGCGACCCAAAACAGCAAAGGCCCCUCGGUUAUUACCUACAAUUUCUCAAAAUCCUGAUGAGCAGCUAUCUGAAAAUGUUUCUGUAAAUCAACUGCCCAAAGAUUCUACACAAACUGGAAGAAGAACUGUAUACCGAACCUCUACUACAGCAUCUGAUAACAACACAUUGUCAACAGAUAAAACAUCCCUUAAGAUUUCGACACCAAUUUCACAAAAACAACGAGCAUCUGUUGAUAUUACUACGUCUAGAUUGUUUGAAGUAGACAAGAUGCAACAAAGAAAGUGCAGGACUCCUGAUUGGUCGGCGAGAGAUAGGCUAUGUAGGUUGAAAGUAGAACGAGGUUUGGAGGUUGGAAAGAAGAUUAGAACAGCUAUGGAGGAAGAUGAAAAGAAUUGGCAGGCAGAAUUGAUAUCUGAAUUUGAAAACGUAGAACGUCCAUUUCUAUUUGGAAAAGCUGAUGACGAAACUAAGCGUCUUGUUAAAGAGGCUUUAUGUAUCCUGAGAGAAUGUUUAGAAGCGAGCGAUACAACAGAGACGAGUAAAUCAAAAGUAAAGUCAUUUCUGAGUAAUAAAUUCAAAGAAUAUUUCACUAACAAAAACAGGGCAGGUAGAGAUAAUAUUAAAAAUGGACACUUGAGGAAGAAAAGAGAAGAGAAAAUUAAUGCAUAUUUUGGAAGAACUGUUCAAUCGUUAAAUAGGGUGUUGAUUGAUGUAUGGGAAAGAUUUAACGAUCAACAAGAUACUUAUCGGCAAAUGUUGGAGAAAAUAACUCUACUGGAGGAAAUGUUGAAGAAGUGGAAAUCGGAGGCUAAGCAUCAUCGAUUCAUGCACACCAUGUUGAAAAAAGAUUAUUUAGAGGGAAGAAAGGAGAGUUGGUAUUUGUGA
This is a messenger RNA of Lottia gigantea (owl limpet), 1950 nucleotides long. RefSeq lists its product as hypothetical. NCBI's taxonomy places the organism in Eukaryota, Metazoa, Mollusca, Gastropoda, Lottiidae. The transcript has 2 exons. The record is from RefSeq and is a predicted model, not a curated record. The coding region runs from base 1 to 1950 and encodes 649 amino acids.